AAAUGUGGUGUACACUUAUAUGGUUGUUUUCACUCCUGUUUUAUUAAAUUUAUUAAUCUUGUAAGCUUAAAAAGAAGACUAAGUGUUGAAUAUACAAAAUACUGAAAUCAGGAUGGUGUGUACUAUGGUAACUUUAUUAUUUAUCUACGUACACAUAUGUAAAGCAAUUGCGAGUAAAGAAACUGGCUGUUCUAGUAGACGAUGGGGCAUCAAUUGUACGAACACGUGUCCUAAAUUCUGCUCGUCAAACGGAUGCGACAAAAUCACCGGUUUUUGCUAUGGAUGUAACGGCGCUUUUCAAGGAAAAUACUGUGACAUACCAUGCCCUUCGCCAUGUUCGUCUUGCAAUCAAUUUAUUGGAGAAUGUACAAGCUGCUAUGCUAGCUGGUAUGGAGUUAAUUGUGACAUACCGUGUCCAAUUAAUUGUAAGAGCUGUAGGAAAUAUGACGGUGCAUGUUUGUCUUGUACAGAUGGCUGGUAUGGAAAUAUAUGUGACGGACGUUGCUUUUCAGGACCAGGUUGUGCUAGAAACUAUUGCACUAUGUCAACUGGCGAUUGUACUUAUUGUAAGAAUGGAUGGUACGGAUCAAAAUGCAGGCAACAAUGCAAGAAGUGUUUCGGUGCAUGUUCAAAAGAUUCUGGAGUAUGUACUCACUGUGUUUCAGGAUUUUGGGGACCAGAUUGCACAAAGAACUGUUUAGGGACGUGUGAAAUGUGUGGUAGAUAUGACGGGAAAUGUUUGCUGUGCCCGGACAAAUACUUGGGAUCAAGCUGCUCAAGCCUCUGUGACUCCGAAAACUGCGAGAGAUGUGAUGUGAAUACAGGAAUAUGCAAAAAGUGUAAAGCAGGUUACUGGGGUAAGGACUGUGAGAUACAAUGUAUCAAUUGUAUCGACAAAAAGUGUGAUAUUUCAUCCGGCUUAUGUGAAACGUGUCAGGAGGGGUAUGCAGGCAAAUAUUGCAACAUAAGAUGUGACACAUCUAGAUGUUCAAAUUGGUACUGCAAUAAAAGAGAGGGAUUUGCCUGCUCCUCUUGUAAAUAUGGGUAUUGGGGCAACUAUUGUGAAAAGGAAUGUAUCGGAGAAAAUUGCGGACAGUGCAGUAAAUCUGAGGGGACAUGUAUCACAUGCACCUACGGUUUUUGGGGGGAUUCCUGUGAGAAGAAAUGUCAAGUUAACUGCAGACAAAGCUGCAAUAAAAGUUCCAGUGCCUGUGAUUAUGUAUGUGAUGAGAGUUCCUUACCUUACUACCAACAGUGUUCUUCAAGGACGUAUUGUAAAGCAGGAUAUUGGGGAUCAUGGUGUGAAAAUAAAUGUUUAGAAGAAAGUUGCGAGAAAUGUGAUGUAUCAUCUGCCUUUGGGCUUUGCUCCAAAUGUAGACUGGAUUCUGGGGACAUAAUUGUUCUAGUAGAUGCUCUAUUGACAAAUGAAUUGAAUGCAAUAUAUCUCACAAAGCACAAGAAUACCGGAGAUAACACAGAGCCAAAGCAGCAGAAUACCGGAGAUAACACAGAGCCAAAGCAGCAGAAUACCGGAGAUAACACAGAGCCAAAGCAGCAGAAUACCGGAGAUAACACAGAGCCAAAGCAGCAGAAUACCGGAGAUAACACAGAGCCAAAGCAGCAGAAUACCGGAGAUGACACAGGGCCAUCCAGUGAUACAACUGCGAGUGAAGAAACUGGCUGUUCUAGUAGACGAUGGGGCAUCAAUUGUAGGAACACGUGUCCUGAAUUCUGCUCGUCAAACGGAUGCGACAAAAUCACCGGUUUUUGCUAUGGAUGUACCGGCGCUUUUCAAGGAAAGUACUGUGACAUACCAUGCCCUUCGCGAUGUUCGUCUUGCAAUCAAUUUAUUGGAGAAUGUACAAGCUGCUAUGAUAGCUGGUACGGAGUUUAUUGUGACAUACCGUGUCCAAUUAAUUGUAACAGUUGUAGGAAAUAUGACGGUGCAUGUUUGUCUUGUAAAGAUGGCUGGUAUGGAAAUAUAUGUGACGGACGUUGCUUUUCAUCACCAGGUUGUGCAAGAAACUAUUGCACUAUGUCAACUGGCGAUUGUACUUACUGUAAGAAUGGAUGGUACGGAUCAAAAUGCAGGCAACAAUGCAAGAAGUGUUUCGGUGCAUGUUCAAAAGAUUCUGGAGUAUGUACUAAGUGUGUUUCAGGAUUUUGGGGACCAGAUUGCACAAAGAACUGUUUAGGGACGUGUGAAAUGUGUGGUAGAUAUGACGGGAAAUGUUUGCUGUGCCCGGACAAAUACUGGGGACCAAGCUGCUCAAGCCUCUGUGACUCCGAAAACUGCGAGAGAUGUGAUGUGAAUACAGGAAUAUGCAAAAAGUGUAAAGCAGGUUACUGGGGUAAGGACUGUGAGAUACAAUGUAUCAAUUGUAUCGACAAAAAGUGUGAUAUUUCAUCUGGCUUAUGUGAAACGUGUCAGGAGGGGUAUGCAGGCGAAUAUUGCAACAUGAGAUGUGACACGUCUAGGUGUUCAAAUUGGUACUGCAAUAAAAGACAGGGAUUUGCCUGCUCCUCUUGUAAAUAUGGGUAUUGGGGGAACUAUUGUGAAAAGGAAUGUAUCGGAGAAAAUUGUGGACAAUGCAGUAAAUCUGAGGGGAUAUGUAUCACAUGCACUUACGGAUUUUGGGGAGAUUCCUGUGAGAAGAAAUGUCCAGUUAACUGCAGACAAAGCUGCAAUAAAAGAUCCAGUGCCUGUGAUUAUGUAUGUGAUGAGAGUACCUUACUUUACUACCAACAGUGUUCUUCAAGGACGUAUUGUAAAGCAGGAUAUUGGGGAUCAUGGUGUGAAAAUAAAUGUUUAGAAGAAAGUUGCGAGAAGUGUGAUGUAUCAUCUGCCUUUGGGCUUUGCUCCAAAUGUAAGACUGGAUUCUGGGGACAUAAUUGUUCUAGUAGAUGCUCUAUUGACAAAUGUAUUGAAUGCAAUAUAGAUGACGGUCACUGUACACUGUGCAAGAAUGGAUUUUGGGGAAAGAAUUGCGAUUUACAAUGUCCUGAUCGGUGCCGUUGUUGUGAUGCUGUCUCUGGUAUUUGUAUGCAGGACAAGUGCUUGAACAUAAUCAACCAGCAGAAUGUAUCAGAUAAUGACACAUUGACGAUUGGUGAUAUUGUCAUGAUUGUUUGUUUAAUAUUCGUAGCGGUUGUCUUGGUUAUCAUAUUUAUUUUCUGUUUGAGAAGUUGCACAAAACAAAAGUCCACUAAAUCUGAUGCAGACCACCCGAAUAUCAUAGAAUUAUCCUAUGGUCAAGUGGGUGGUAAAACGGAACGGAAGCCUACAGAAACAGAGACUGUUACUACGGUAACGGAUUAAACAUUAUGAUAGAAAUAUGGAAAGAUCUACAAAAUAAUAGAUAUACUAGUACCUAAUUAAUGCAAAUAUUAUGUAAUGGUAGAGUGGAAAAUUCUUUUAACAUUAGUAUUUGUUAAAUGAUUUUGAUUAAUUUAUGAAGCUUAUAACGUUAUGCGACAGAAGUAAGAAAAUUACACUCAAAACAUUGAAAAGAAUGUUCUAAAAUGAAGAACUAUUUGUUAAUUUUACGUAUUAUUUAAAUAGCUUUUCACUAUUGAAAACCAGCCGUGAUAUUAACCCAUUACGUUAUAUACACGCAUUUUAACGCCUUUUUCACCCCCCCCCCCUUUGUUGUAUCCAAUGGUGAAAAAAUGCCUUAUUUAGGCUCCCAACACUUGUUUUUGUUUGAGAAAUGUUGUUAAAAAGUGACCUCUUUUUCGGCGCGGUCCCCCAACCAAAAGAUACAUCAGGGGGUUGCCAGAAGGGGGAUGUGACGCUUUGAACUUGAUAAUCAUUUCCUUUGUUAUAUUAUCUAUAUCAGCUAGGAUCUAAAUGUUAUGAAAGCCUACUUUAUGUUUAACUUGUUGAAUAAUCAUGUUAACAUUGAUUUAUACAUUAAAGCAUAAUUUAAAUAAAGUUUUAUUUUCUGUGCAAAGUU
Molecule: messenger RNA, 3956 nt
Organism: Ruditapes philippinarum (Manila clam)
Lineage: Eukaryota; Metazoa; Mollusca; Bivalvia; Venerida; Veneridae
Product: multiple epidermal growth factor-like domains protein 6
Exons: 7
Coding region: 113-3319 (1068 amino acids)
Molecular function (GO): scavenger receptor activity
Source: RefSeq, a predicted model, not a curated record